Rosa chinensis is the source of this 1660-nucleotide messenger RNA. RefSeq lists its product as uncharacterized. The coding region runs from base 399 to 1355 and encodes 318 amino acids. The transcript is spliced from 15 exons. The record is from RefSeq and is a predicted model, not a curated record. Gene Ontology annotation, cellular component: small-subunit processome; nucleolus. Gene Ontology annotation, molecular function: RNA binding. Lineage: Eukaryota; Viridiplantae; Streptophyta; Magnoliopsida; Rosales; Rosaceae.
CGCAAACGAAAACGUAGAAGAUCAGAGCUCUCUCUGGCAUUCUAGAAAAGCAACGACGCCGACGAUGGAGAGCUAGAAGUCGUGGCCUGAAGAGGGCAACGUUUCUUUCAACUUGGUCUUGAAGAGAAAGCGAGAACCAGCGACGCUGGAGAAGGAGCAGCAGGAUGGUGUAGCGAAGGUAUUGGACAAACAUUGCAGGCUUGUUUACACAACUUUCUGUUCCUUCUUUGAUAAGAACCGAGCAAAACUGGUGCAAGAAGCUUGGCCGAUGGUGGAAUCUUCCUUAGAAAAGUAUUGCAUUUCGUGCACACUUGAUCAGGCUGAGCGUUCCAUUACAUUCUCAACAACCUCAAGGACUAGGGGUCAAUUUCUCCUUCUGUUCCAGCAACAAAGUAUAAAUGCCAUACAAAUACUGGAUGGUCUGCAAUACGACAUCAUCCGGACUGGGUAUCACAAUGGUGGGUUUCGCUGAAGACUACCACUUGAGGAGCAGCUGUUCUAAUCUCUCUACUAUUGUCGGUAGGAGAAAUAUCUUGGACGGCAGAAAAGAAUUGAACACUCCUUACAGGAACUUGCAAACCAGUCACAGUGUGAUGUAUUUCUUAAUGGACGUUGUGGAAGCCUGCAUUGUAAGAAAUGUGAAGCCUGCAACUCUGUUCAGGUUGAUGAACUUUAGUCAUCAAUUGGGUGGACAGUCGGACAAUCUUGAGAUGGAUGUAUUAGGGUUUGAAACAGUAACGAAAAGAAAACGGACGGAGGAGAAGAGAAAGAAUGAUGUUCAUGUUGUCAUGUCCGAGCCAACAGCAGCUGCGAUGGAGGGGCAGCAUGGAGAAUCGUCGGAUCCAUUGGACAAAGCCCUGUUCGGCCCUUCGUUGAACAAAGCUGGCAUGCUCGUCUGUGGUGCCUUCUUCUCUGAAAAGCGAGCCAAAGUAUUGGAAGAAGAAUGGCCCAUUGUGGAAUCAUCCUUGGAACAGUAUGGCAUUUCAUGCACAAUUUAUCUGGAUGAGGGUUUCAUGACAUUCUCAACAACUAAGGAUCGAGAUACUAUUUACAAGGCUAGAGAUGUUCUUGAACUUCUGUCAUCGACUUCUGUUAAGCCCUCACUGGCAAUAGAAGUACUGAAUGGCAGGCUGAAGCAUGAUAUCAUCAAGACUGGGUAUUUUAAUGGUGGGAUUGGUUCAGAAUUGAAGAUUGAUAAGGAGACGUUCGUUAAGCAGACUGGACUUUUCAAAGCCUCUUUACAGGAUGUUGCUGAUGUGUCGCAUUGUUAUAUUUAUACCAAUGCAAGUUACCUCCCUUUUGUGAUUCGGAGGGGAACACUGUUGCUGCUCUGGCGACUGAAAAUGGACGAUUAAGCUUGGUCAGGGAAGUGGUUACACGCUGCAUUGCUAGCAAUGAGGAUCCAGCAAGUAUGAUCCAGGAGUUUAAAAGAACAAGAGUUUGAUCAUCUGUUGGGACUUUUGAAGAAUGGUUUAGGUUUAGGAGUUUGAUCAUCUGUCGGACUUUUGAAGUUUAGUUUUAGGGUGUACUGUCUAGUGCCCACUACUGGAGUAGUAAUAUUUGUUAAUGGUAUCUGCUUGAGGACCAAAGCUCUGGCUUUUAGCUUGUUUGAAUGGCAUUUGCAGAUUGUUCUUCACAAUGCUGAUUUUAUGUGGCGUGU